AUGUUCGUUCCUAGAGCAGUGAAGAGGCGAGCGGAAACUGAAAGAUCCGCAGUGAAGAAGAAAGUAUCGGUAGGAGAUGGCUUAACGUCAAUCGAGCCACCCGUGACACCGGAUACUCACGCUACUCCUAGUUCAUCAUCUGCUGUCUCUACAACUUCUGUCUCCCCAGAACGCCAGCUCUCCGCUCCCUCCUCUGAGCCACCGUCACCGGGUCAUUCCGCUGCUCCAUCAUCAGUGACUGUUGCAGUCUCUCAGCCAGUAUGUGACUCCAUGUCCCCUCAUCACGUUUCCACAUCUGUUUCAUCGGUGGACCCUGUAACUUCUUUGCCAUCGGACACAUUUUGUGCAUCACACUCACCCUCUCUGCCCUCUCCUUCAUCCCAGCUAAAGGAUGUACAGGACGAGCCUAUCAAAUCGUUUAGUAAAUGUCAACGAUGGCCACUUCCAGGGGAACCUGUAUGUGUAAUAUGUGGCCGGUAUGGAGAAUAUAUAUGUGACCAGACUGACCAUGAUAUAUGCAGCCUGGAGUGCAAAGCCAGGGAUAUCUUACAAGCUACAGAUGGUGGCCAAUCUCUAAAUGUUGCUAACCCAUCUCUCCCAAGUGAAACCAUAGGUGAUUCUUCAAAACCUCUGUUAGAGCCAACCUCAGCUGAGAUCACAGACCUUUCAUUUCCAUCAAACCAGACCAGCAAUGCAGAACCUUCACCUUUACCAGAACUGGUAGAAAGUGGACCAUAUACCUACAGAGAGCAUGACUUCAUUAGCCAGCUGACAUCAGAUCAGAUUGAACACUUACGACAACAGCUUGGUUUGUCUGUGCAAGGUGGUGGAGUAUGCAGACCCAUCAUAGAGUUUGAGCAUUGUAAUUUCCCCCCAGCUCUCAGCUUAAACAUUAAGAAGGCAGGUUAUGAAGUUCCCACUCCCAUCCAGAUGCAGAUGAUCCCGGUAGGUCUGAUGGGACGGGAUAUAUUAGCAAGUGCAGACACUGGUUCUGGGAAAACCGCUGCUUUCCUGCUUCCAGCAAUUAUCAGAUGUCUAGAACAGAAAGAAGCCCCUGCCGUAUUAAUUCUGACACCCACAAGAGAACUUGCUGUCCAGAUUGAAGGACAGGCCAAGGAGCUGAUGCUUGGGAUAAGCCUUAUGAAGACUGCCUUGCUUGUGGGGGGAAUGCCGCUUCCUCCCCAACUACAUCGCCUAACGCAGAACAUUCAGGUUAUAAUUGCAACACCUGGGAGACUUCUGGAAAUUAUUAAACAGAACGGCGUAAAUCUUGGUGACCUAAAGAUUGUGAUUGUGGAUGAAGCAGAUUCCAUGUUGACAAUGGGCUUUCAGCAGCAGGUCUUGGAUAUCUUGGAGCACACGCCACAGGAGCGCCAGACAAUCAUGGUUUCUGCUACAAUCCCUGCUGGUAUUGAAGCCUUUGCCCAGCAGCUCUUGAGGGAGUCGGUACGCAUUACUGUAGGUGAGAAGAACCAGCCAUGUUCCAAUGUUCGACAGAUUGUACUAUGGGUGGAGGAGCCCUCCAAGAAGAAGAAACUGUUUGAAAUACUGAACGACUCAAAGCUUUUUCAGCCCCCUGUCCUUGUGUUUGUGGAUUGCCGGAUGGGUGCAGAUCUGUUGAGCGAAGCAGUGCACAAAAUUACAGGAUUACAAACUGUUGCAAUGCAUUCGGAUAAAUCCCAGGCCGAAAGAACCAGAAUCAUGAAGGGUUUGCUGCAUGGUGAAUUUGAUGUGGUUGUCAGCACUGGGGUUCUGGGGAGAGGUCUUGAUUUGAUUAACGUUAAGUUGGUGGUGAACUUCGACAUGCCGUCAAAUAUGGAUGAAUAUGUCCACCAGAUUGGUAGAGCAGGAAGGCUGGGACACAGAGGGACGGCUAUAACGCUCAUCAACAAAAAUAACCGCAAACUCUUCUGGGACUUAGUGAAGAGGGUCCAGCCCACCGGCUCCCUGCUGCCUGCUCAGUUACUAAAUUCCCCGUACCUCCACGAGCAGAAAAGGACUGAGCAGAAGAGAAGGCAGGACCAGGAGAAAGUUGUGACAGGAGAUCAAAUCCUUAACCUCAUUCGAAAACAUGACAGACGCAGAUCUCACAAGUGACUUGGGACUUUACCUUCCUGCUCAGAACGGCAGCAUGUUCUAUUUACGGAGAACCUGGCUGUUCCUCACUCUUUUCUGAACAGAAUAAUUAAUAAAUCUCUUGUUUUCAAAA
Molecule: messenger RNA, 2209 nt
Organism: Spea bombifrons (plains spadefoot toad)
Lineage: Eukaryota; Metazoa; Chordata; Amphibia; Anura; Pelobatidae
Gene: DDX59
Product: DEAD-box helicase 59
Exons: 7
Coding region: 1-2097 (698 amino acids)
Molecular function (GO): RNA helicase activity; nucleic acid binding; ATP binding
Source: RefSeq, a predicted model, not a curated record